CAUCCUUUCCCACGCCAGACCAACUUGAGAUUGCUUUGGAGGUUGAAACUAACAGGUCAUAGGGUAAAGGCUGUCCAGUCAGCAUCCCAGCAUCCUCCACAGUCGAACCAACACACAGCCAUCUUGGAUAUCCUCGGAGAAGAGAAAUUAAUGCGGUGACAUACAGCAUGUAUACUCCCACAACAAGAAAGAAGUUCGUAGAGGGGGUCGAAAGUGACUACCCCGAUGAGAGCAUAUACUACGGCCAGCCGUCCAUGUUCCCUCAUCGCUCAGAGAAAGACAUGCUGGCUUCUCCAUCCCCGUCGUCGUCAGGUCAACUAUCGCAGCUCGGAGCCAGUUUAUACGGCCCACAAAGUGCACAAGGCUUUCCUAUGAGGGGCAUGAACAACAGCACGCCUCAGUUGAACCGCAGCUUACCACAGCAGGGCUCCCAGCUGCCCAGCCACGUGCCCCCCACGACGGGAGUGCCCACCAUGUCCCUCCACACCCCGCCCUCGCCAAGCAGGGGCAUAUUGCCGAUGAGCAACAGGAACAUGCUGAACCACAACCAGGUUGGGGGGGGCCAGGCAGGGCCGGGCAUGGGGGGUGGCAGGACCAACAGCAUGGGCAGCUCAGGGCUGGGCAGCCCCAACAGGAGCUCGCCCAGCAUCAUCUGUAUGCCCAAGCAGCAGCAGUCACGGCAACCCUUCACCAUCAACAGCAUGUCGGGGUUUGGUAUGAACAGGAAUCCAGCGUUUGGGAUGAACAACUCGUUAUCUACCAACAUCUUCAAUGGCACAGACGGCAGCGAGAACGUGACAGGGCUGGACUUGUCGGACUUCCCCGCGCUUGCAGACAGGAGUCGAAGAGAAGGGAACCCUACGCCUCUCCUAAACCCUCUGGCAGGGAGGGCCCCCUAUGAUUCGCUAUACUAUCCCUCACCAGUUGGCAUGGUGACCAAGCCGUCGAGUGAACAGAGCCAGGAUUUCUCCAUACACAAUGAGGACUUCCCGGCCCUGCCCGGCCCCAACUACAAGGACCCCACGUCGGCCGGCGACGACAGCAAGACGAAUCUGAACUCUUCAGGCAAGAGCUCGUCCAGCACAGACGGCCCCAAGUUCCCCGGAGACAAGGGUUCCACGGCGCCUAGCAACAACCAGCAGAAGAAAGGAAUCCAGGUGCUACCAGACGGCCGGGUGACGAACAUUCCCUCAGGGAUGGUAACAGACCAAUUUGGGAUGAUCGGCCUGCUAACGUUCAUCAGGGCGGCAGAGACGGACCCUGGCAUGGUGCACCUGGCCCUGGGCAGCGACCUCACCACCCUGGGCCUCAACCUCAACUCACCUGAAAACUUGUAUCCCAAGUUUGCAUCUCCGUGGGCCUCAGCUCCAUGUCGACCCCAGGACAUUGAUUUCCAUGUUCCAUCUGAGUAUUUAACCAACAUUCACAUAAGGGACAAGCUGGCUGCUAUCAAGCUGUCGAGGUAUGGCGAGGACCUGUUGUUCUACCUGUACUACAUGAACGGAGGAGACCUGCUACAGCUGUUGGCUGCAGUCGAACUGUUCAACCGGGAUUGGCGGUACCACAAGGAAGAGCGGGUGUGGAUCACACGGGCGCCGGGCAUGGAGCCCACACUGAAGACCAACGCCUACGAGAGGGGCACGUACUACUUCUUCGACUGUCUUAACUGGAGGAAGGUUGCCAAGGAGUUCCACCUGGAAUACGACAAGCUGGAAGAGCGUCCUCAUGUUCCCUCCACCUUCAACUACAACCCUGCCCAGCAAGCCUUCUAAGAUUGGCUGACUGGCUGCUCAAUCCCACCCACGCCCCACAAGGGAGUGGCUGUCCUGGCCCGUCACUCAGUGAAUCCCCGACCGCAGCAGCUGCAGAAACUCCUGUGAUUGGCUCAGGCUCCAAUGGUUUUUAUUCCUUCCUUAACAACAGAUCGGCCAAUCAGGACUCAGAUAGGCCAACCCUCCGCCAUUUUGGCUCGGAGAGGUGCCCGCCUCCCCAGAACGAUGUGCUGCCCAAAAACAGACGCUUUCUUUUAACAUUUUUGUUUUCUUUUCCUCCUCUUCUCUCUCUUCCUUUUCCCAUUUUUUGUUUUGUUGUCGUUUGAACAUUCAGACUUUGGUUUACGCCUCCUUGCAAACGAACAGACAGACAUACGAGGCUAGACAAUGGACAUCACCAUCACAUACCCACACAAAGCUGUACAUACACACUCACACCUCCAGACCUACCUAAAAACUCUGACCGUGACAGAGUCGUACCAGUUUCUAUGGUGUUCAGAGACAAUAACAUGGAAAUCAAACCUCACCACUUCCCUACCUUCCUAUAGCACAGACAAACAAAACAGUCAAAGAGGCCAGGUGAAAAAUGCAAUGUUCAUUGUAGCACUAUUUCGUAAUAAAAGAACACAAAAGAUGUUUGUGGAUUCCUUAUGUAACGACACUCACAAUCUCACCACAAUUAAAUUCCAGAAAGACAAGCACCUCUGAACAAGCACACAUUUUUUUCUUUCUUUCCUUUCUUUCUCCCUCCUUUCAUCCUCAUGUUUUCACUCCUCUCCUCCCUGAAUGUAUCUCCCCCUCUCUCUGGUAUAGAGCAGAGAGUGCCACCUAUGUGUGGGAGGUAGCAGGUUUCAGUUCCAUGACGAGCCACCAUUCUCACCCGUUGUUGCAAUUUUGUAAUAGAUGUGUACAUUUUGUUUCUUUUUCCUUUUUUAAGUUUUCUUGGGGACAUCACACAAAAAAAUGACAUGUAUGUACGAAUGUGUAUAUAUUAUAUAUAUGACAUCUAUUUUGGAGAAGUAAAAUGCAAAAAAAAAACUUAAAGAAGAGAAAAAGUUGCCAUGCUGUACCUCGUUUUUAGGAGGUCGGCUUG
Molecule: messenger RNA, 2865 nt
Organism: Osmerus eperlanus (European smelt)
Lineage: Eukaryota; Metazoa; Chordata; Actinopteri; Osmeriformes; Osmeridae
Product: CCR4-NOT transcription complex subunit 2
Exons: 15
Coding region: 168-1772 (534 amino acids)
Biological process (GO): nuclear-transcribed mRNA poly(A) tail shortening; regulation of stem cell population maintenance; regulation of DNA-templated transcription
Cellular component (GO): P-body; CCR4-NOT core complex
Source: RefSeq, a predicted model, not a curated record